AUGCAAGACUUCCGUUGCACACUUGACGAACUUGUAUUAAAAAAGGAACUUUAUCAGGCCCCUAUUGUUAAUCCAUUCCCCGAUACCCAACAUAAAGAAGAGUUCGCCCAACACACAAAAACCUCAGAUCACCUGUUACAGCACUUGGCAGAAAUAAAGACACAGCUAAGCUCUGAGGUAAAUGAGCUUAGACAAAAAAUCCUUGAUUUGUCACAAGACUUACAAGGAUUAAUGACCAUCAACUUCAACUCUUCAUUACCCUCGGUACAAGCUAGUAUUGAGGAAUUACGAAAGGAGACCAAAGAGCUCAGGGACACAACAGUAGACUCUGCAGCUCCCAUUCGAGUGGCAAUAGAGGGCCUCAGGAAAGAAAUCAAAACCAUGUCACAAACAGAUGAAACGGAACAGACAUGUUAUAAAUUCCAAUUCCCUGAGGACAACUUAUACACUGGUGAACCAAAACGUCAAACAUCAAUGUUUGGACAAAAGACUACUUCACUUGAACAGAUGCAGGCAAACGAACUGGAAGAUUACAUAAUUUCAGUUACAUCGGCAAUUCAAAGAACAUGUGAUGAGCUGCUCCCAAGGUCAACUGGUCGAAAAUACCGCUGCCCUUGGUGGACAGACGAACUUGAAAGUCUCAAAAAACAAGUAAUACGCAACCAUCAUAACAUACAAAAACUUCGCCGACAAAAUAAACCACUUAAGGACGCCCUUUUGGAAAAAGAACGCUUAAAGACUGCUUAUUCAAAAACCUUUAGAGAUACUUCCACGCGAAAUUUCAGACACUUUUGUGAAAGGCAAGGGAAGGAGGAUGUGUGGUCCGUUACAAAUAGAAUAAUCAAAUCAAACCCACCUCCGCUACCACCAGCUACACUAAAGAAAUGCGAUGGUACAUACACCAACUCUAGCCUCGAAACCGCCCAAGCUCUUCUUAAUAAGUUUUUUCCCGAUGAUGACAUAAAUGAUACACCACUUCAAGAAGAAGCUCGGAAAAUUGCAAUUACCGUACCUAAUACUCAAGAUGAACCCCCUUUUACCUAUGAAGAAAUUCGCAGUAGCUUAAAUAGUAUUAAUCCGAAAAAAGCACCCGGCACUGACCAUUUUACUUCUGACAUUUGCUUAUUAUUUGCCGAAAGCUUUCCAAAUUUUAUUACUUCAGUCAUUAACCGAUGUUUUAAACUGGGAUAUUUUCCAAAUAUCUGGAAGAUAGCUUUUAUCAAAAUCCUCCCUAAGCCCCACAAGAACGGUUAUUUAAAUAUUUCUUCUUUCCGCCCCAUAGGUCUAAUUAAUGUAUUUGGAAAACUGUUUGAAAAACUAGUUAUACGUAGGUUAACAUAUUUCAUGCACCAAAAAAGAUCUUUUUAA
Molecule: messenger RNA, 1368 nt
Organism: Parnassius apollo (apollo)
Lineage: Eukaryota; Metazoa; Arthropoda; Insecta; Lepidoptera; Papilionidae
Source: the annotation of a GenBank genome assembly